Molecule: messenger RNA, 2215 nt
Organism: Porites evermanni
Lineage: Eukaryota; Metazoa; Cnidaria; Anthozoa; Scleractinia; Poritidae
Source: the annotation of a GenBank genome assembly
CAGACAUAUGGACGUUUAGAAAAGCAAGGGGUGUGCUUGUCACACACCUCUAUGAUCAAUCUUCUGGACCUCAUGGGAGGACACUUUCAUGACAAAAUUGUUGAACUGGUCAAAGCUGGAAAGAAAUUCUACACUGUUAAUGACAAUUUGAACUGCAAAACAACAGUGAAGAACAUGAGGGUAGAUCACAGGAACAAGCAGCACAACUGGUUUGCAAGCAUUGUUGUUUUUGAGAGGAUUGACUUCAGCCACUUGGACAAUGUCAGGCCACUUGGUGACAUUCAGAAUUUUCCUAAUGAGAAUUACCUCCUUACCUCAGAGGAAAUCAAGAAACUUCAGUCAGACUUCAAAGUUCUUGUGGGGAGAAUCUGUUUAGAAUUCUUCAAACAACCUCAAUUUGCAGCAGUUAAGAAACUGGUACCACAGCACAUUCUGCACAGGUACACUAACGAAAUGAGCUCGAAGUCAGAAGUGUUUCCACUGCCAAUUCAAUUCAAAGAUGAAAAAAAAUAUGCAGAUGUGGUAGACAUCUUAGCUAGCCAUGAAGCCACAUUUGAAACAAUAUUUAAAGCAGCUACAGAUAAUGAAGGUCCUGAACAAGAAACCUACAUCCCAGCUGACUUUAACUGUCCAUCUGGUGGCGAUCAGUUGACAAGAGUGCGUUUUACGUAUGGGCGUAAACUAAGGGCUGGAGCUCACACUUCUAAGGACCGACUGGAACAUUCUCAGCCUGAUGUUAUAGAGCUCUUUCAUACAAAGCAAGCAUUCUUAACUGUAAGUACAGCUGUGCAACAUAUGUAAUAUAUAUGGUGACUGCAAGAGUUAUGUACUAUUAUUUAAUCUAGUCCUUUUCUGUUCAACAACUGUUGAGCAUAAAAGAACAAACUGGAUUUAUUAAAUCUGGCUGCCUAUGACACACUUGAUCAGAAAAGAUAGUUGAAUUCUUUAAGUUUCCUAAUACUAUAUCUAUAUUGUAAUGAUAGUAAUAAUCAUCUCUUCUUCAUAGAAAUAUAUAAAACAAAGCAGAGUUUAAUCAAAAGCUCUUUUAUACAAAACAGUUCUUAACACAUUGAAUAAAAAGGCUGAGGGACAUUUCAUAGCCCACUUUUCAGUUGUGGAGUUUGGAGUCUACUUGGCAAAAUAAAAUGCAUAAUUUAAAUAACAAUAAUUGUUAUUCUUUUGUAUUUAUUUUCAGCUCAUUAAUGAUGUCCUGAUGAACCAGAAUUCAACACGUGAAAUCGGUACACUGAAGUAUUUUAGAGAGCGCAUUAUGCGCUACAAUGUUCCCACAACUGUCAAAAACAACCCUGAUGCAUAUGAGGAGUUCUUUGUGUCAGUUGGAAGGGCUUACUUAGUGGAAGCUUUCCUAGAAUUCUUUGGUAUGGAAAACACUAAAAGUGAGCCUACAAAAAAUUUGCCCGAACAAAAUGCAAGCUUGGAGGCAAAGAAGGAACACUUUGAUAAGGUGCUUGGGAAGUUUGUUGACUACCAUGUUUUCCACUUGGGUGUGACAGUCGAUGACAAAGUCCAGAAUUAUGGUCUCUCUUUGAUUGAACUGUUCAUAGUUCUUAUGCAACUGAAUGACACAAUUCAUGAAGGUGAUGGAGAUAGAAAUGUUAUUAAUUGGAAAUACCUUUUGUGGGUUUUCAAAGCCAAUAACAAAUUGUCAAAGUAUGCAAUUGAAGGAAUGUACUUCCUAACUUCAGUAAAGUGCAUGCUGACCCACCAGGUGUCCGAACGUGUGAUUUGGGGAAGAGGGACCAACAAGAAAGGGAAAAUUGGAGUUAACAUGCCAAAUGAUUUAGAAAUGGAGCAUACCAUCAAGAGCACAAAAAAUCUGAUAACUUCAAUGGGGGCAAAUAAGACUGAGAAGGCUGUGCUUCGUAGCUCAAUGGCAGUCACUGGAGUCAGUGAAUCCCUGCAUGCUUAUGAUGAGAGUUCAAAUGUCAAGCCACCGUCAACUGCUCACACUAAAAAAAGUGCUGAUAGAGAUGAAGGCAUUAUGCUGGGGGAUCUGAGGUUGCUAAGGCCAUUCAAAUGCGACCCAAUGCAUGAGCCUCAUCCUUCAUUUCCUGAUAUGCUGAAGAGUGUAAGAGAGAAGAUUGACUUGGGUGAAUUCUUGCGUUGGCUUGAAAAUCACAAGAGACAGCUUGCAAGAGGUCAAUCCGUAGUUCCUGAAAAUGAAGAAUCUGAAUCGUCUGAUGCAGAUGACUAA